CGGGUCACAAUUAUUCCAACUCGCUAUUAAGCGGAUGGAUCAAGUUAAAACGAAAACCCACCCAACCCGCCCAUUGCACACCACUAUAUUGUUGUCGCUAGCUAGUACCACGAGAUUAAUGCUUCUUUGUUUCUUCUCUAGCUACUUAUUCUACACUUCUCUAUAAUCCACUACACUCUCUCUCUCUCCCUCCCUCCCCAAAAUGCCUUAUAUAAUCCAAGCAACCCCUCAAUUAGUGCACAGCCUAUAGCUCUCAUUCUUCCAAAACAGAAAACCCCCAAAAACCCAAACAAACUCUUCCUUUGCAUAUGGAGAAGAAAGCAACAACAUUAAUCCAAGUCCCGGCAGUGGAGCUGGCGGUGACGGGUUCUUCUCCGCCGGCCAAGAUCAAGAUGCCGUCGAUCGGGAUGGGGACGGCGUGCGCCGCCCCGCUGCCACCGUCGGACGUCCUGGUGGCGUCGUUCCUCGACGCCGUGGAGGCCGGGUACCGCCACUUCGACACGGCGGCGCUGUACGGGACGGAGGAGAGCCUGGGGAGGGCCGUGGCGGAAGCCGUCGAGAAAGGGAUCGUCAAGAGCCGCGACGAGUUUUUCAUCACGUCCAAAGUUUGGUGUACCGAUCUGCAUCCCGAUUCCGUCGUCCCCGCGCUGGAAAACACACUACGGAGGUUGGGAAUGGAGUACGUGGACCUGUAUCUGGUCCACUGGCCAGUGAGCCUGAAAAAGGAAGCUGCCCCACUAGGGUUUGCCAAAGAAGACAUAGUCGAGUUCGACAUGAAAGGGACGUGGGGCGCCAUGGAACAGUGCUUCAGACGUGGGCUCUGCAAAUCCAUUGGUGUCAGCAACUUCGGCCCCGCCAAACUUGGCCAAUUGCUUCGCCAUGCAACCGUCCCGCCUGCUGUUAAUCAGAUAGAAAUGAACGCAGGGUGGCAGCAGAAGGAGCUGGUGAAGCUGUGCAAAGAGAAAGGGGUUCUGGUGUGCGCCUGGUCGCCGUUGGGAGCAAACGGCGCCGCUUGGGGGUCUUUCUCCGUCAUGCACAGCUCCGUCCUCAAGGAAAUUGCCGACGCCAAAGGCAAGUCCGUCGCUCAGGUAGCGUUGAGAUGGAUAUACCAGCAAGGUGCGAUUCCAAUAGUGAAGAGCUUCAACAAGGAAAGGAUGAGGCAGAACCUGGACAUCUUCGACUGGGAACUGACACCAGACGAGGUUUCAAGAAUCGAGCAGCAGAUUCCACAGCAGCGUGGCUUCUCUGGGGAGAUGUUCGUCUCUGAGACUGGGCCUUACAAGUCUGUCGACGAGCUUUGGGAUCAACCUUUCAGUCUACCAUCAUAAUGAAAGGACAACAGUCAUACCCAUCUUGGCAUUCGAAAUUUAGCAUCGGGAUCACGUACCAGGGAAUUGUCACGAACUAUUUGGCCUCUGUAGCUAGUGUUUUGUUACUCUCUUUCUCUGUCAGGGAUUAUGGAUUCCUGCAGAAGAGAAACAUCGAUUUAAGUGGCGUAACAGAGAAGAGUACACGCCUUCAUCACAUCAUUGCAUCAAACAUGCAGGGUGGCUAAGGACAUUAUUUGACCCUUAAUCUGCAAAUGAGAUGUCUGAUAAUCUAUCAGUCAGCCAUGAACCAGACGUGAACAAAUCUUGGGCUGAGUAGUAAUUGUCAAAGACUAUGGCUCGGAAGACAUCACAAGUGUUAUAAAUAAAACAUCUACUAAUUGUCUAAUUCAAAGAGAGAUUUUAAUAACAUGAAAGGGGAUCAUCGUGAAUUUUGUGGAUAGGCAGAGCAUGUUGAUUCCUACAGCCAUCUGAGCAAAGCAUAGCUGGUUUUACAGUCGGACAAUUCCCGUCCCUUACACAUGCUGCAGCAUGUCACCCUGAAAAGGAAGAACAGUAGCAAGUUUUGAAUUUGAGCUAAGACCAUUAUACUCCUUUGUUUCUGGCAUCCAUACAAGCUUUUCAUCUUAGGUGGCUUUAAUCCAAUGAAGUGAUGAAUCCUAAAUUUAGCAGCUUUAUCAAUCUCCCUCAACCCGAAAUUUAGCAGCUGAAUCCAAAAGUGAAUUAGCAUAGAAGAAAGCUAGUCAAUACGUCACAAGGAGAUCGCCGAUGCCAAAUCCAAGUCCGUCACUCAGGUAGCAUUGAAGUGGAUAUACUAGCAAGGGGCGAGUAAAUAAACAGCUUCAACAAGAAUAGAAUGAGGCAAAAUCUGGACAUCUUCAACUGGGAACUAACCCAAGACGAGGUUUCAAAGAUCGAGCAGCAGAUCCCACAGCAGUGUGGCUCCUCUGCGAGGAGUUCGUCUCCAAGACUGGGCCUUACAAGUCUGCCAACGAGAUUUGUGAUCAACCUUUCAAUCUCUUGCCGCAAUGACAGGACGACCAUUAACAGUCAAUCCAUCUCUGGAUUGGAUUUUUAGAAUCGAUAUUACGUAUCAGAAUAUAUAUUCUUACAAGUAUUUGGCCUGUGUAGCUAGUGUUACUCUCUUCUUCUAGCAGGGAGUAUGACUCCUGCAGAAGAAAAACAACAAGUGACCUAACAGAGAAGGGUUCGACUUUAUUUAUUUUCAACAAAUAGGAUGCGUAAGCACAUUGUUGGAUUAUCUUGCAAAAUGAGAAGUCUUAUAAUCUAUCAGCAAGAAGCCAGAUGUGAAGAAAUUAUGCACAGCAUUAUUGUCAAAGACUAUGGUUCUAGCCAUAUGAAGCAUUAUUAACGGCCUCUACUGAUUCCAAGAGAUGUUUUAAGAACAGGAAAGGUAAAAAUCACCUAUCAAGUUACCUUGUGAAUCUUCAGGAUAUGCAGUGGCACUGGCAGUUGAUUCUUGCAGCCAUCUGACAGAAGCAAGGCUGGCUUUCAAGUCAGAUUAUUACAAUCUCUUACCCGCGCUGCAGCCACCCACACUGAUAUAGAUGAACAGGAGCAAUCCAUG
Messenger RNA from Linum tenue, 2916 nucleotides. NCBI's taxonomy places the organism in Eukaryota, Viridiplantae, Streptophyta, Magnoliopsida, Malpighiales, Linaceae. The record is from the annotation of a GenBank genome assembly.